AUGUUGUGUAUUUUGUGGAUAGCGACGUUGUGUGCAAUUCUGCAAACAUCUCAUGGUUACAUUCUCCUCACUGCCAAUAUGGAGGACGUUCAAAAUCUAGCCAAACAACUAGCCGAGUCACCUGUUGUUAGCCAACUUAACAAAAUUUGGCGUAGAGCGUCAAGCCAAUUUCAGAAAGAAUUAAAUACAAGAAGAAAUGACGACACUGCUAGCGGUGAGAAAGGAAAAAACGGACGAUGUACAAACUGA
Danaus chrysippus (African queen) is the source of this 249-nucleotide messenger RNA. NCBI's taxonomy places the organism in Eukaryota, Metazoa, Arthropoda, Insecta, Lepidoptera, Nymphalidae. The record is from the annotation of a GenBank genome assembly.